Trichophyton rubrum CBS 118892 is the source of this 672-nucleotide messenger RNA. RefSeq lists its product as uncharacterized. NCBI's taxonomy places the organism in Eukaryota, Fungi, Ascomycota, Eurotiomycetes, Onygenales, Arthrodermataceae. The transcript has a single exon. The coding region runs from base 1 to 672 and encodes 223 amino acids. The record is from RefSeq and is a predicted model, not a curated record.
AUGACCAUUACCGAGAUUGCCAUUCUAAAGCUGCGGCCGGCAGCCUUGACGACCAUCGGCAAGCCCAACGAUGCGACGAUAGCAUUUCUUCGCACCGCCAAACAGAGCAUGGAAGCCUACACCGGGUAUCCGUUUUACAUCUUUACCCAGCUCGAGGAUCCGGCAUAUGUCUAUAUAGUCGGCAACUGGGAGAGCCUGACGCAUCACUACGAUGACUGGAUACCAUCCGAUGCGAACCAAGGCCUGCUAGAGAGCGGCAAGGAUCUAUUUGACAUUGCGGGCCUGGCACACCUUGAUAUCGACCAGCAGGAAUCGGGACUUCCGUCAAGUGCACCAGUGGUAACACUCGAAUGGUUUCAUAUGCUUCCUGCCCGGAAAGAGGAGUUUACCAGGACUUGGGAAGAGAGGGUUUCUCCACACCUGAAAGAAGUCACAGCUCCAUACCUUGUUCGAAGCGGCUGGCGCAUUGAUGGAGAGCGAAAGAUGGAGGGCAAGGAAGCAGUCAAUGCAGACGGAGAGCCGGAGUUAGAGGAGUUUGUCGCAUUCACAGGCUGGCGGGCCGUCGGUAACAACGACUCGUAUAAGGAGCUAGAAGGAUUCAGCCGAUUCCAGCUGCUUCUUGGCCUUGCAACCAAGGUUGAAUCCAAGCGACUUGCAAAGCUAGAUCUCUAA